GCUACCAGCCCUGCCACUUACAGUCCGAACGCGAAGGGGCUGGGGACUGACCGGCGUUGGGCCGAUAGGGCGCCACAGGUUGGAAAAAGAAGGAGCUGACCCCAUGACUGUCGCCCUGUGAGGCAGAUCCUGGGUCUUGGCUGCAGGCAAAGCGCAAGGAGUCGCGGGGCUCUGCAAUUUGCCCCCAGCCCUCUCGGCGCGGAAACUUCGCAGGCUGGCCCAGCAAGACCAUCACUAUGACCGAUGGGGACUAUGAUUAUCUGAUCAAACUCCUGGCCCUUGGAGACUCAGGGGUGGGGAAAACAACAUUUCUUUACAGAUACACAGAUAAUAAAUUCAAUCCAAAAUUCAUCACUACGGUAGGGAUAGACUUUCGAGAAAAACGUGUGGUUUAUAAUACUCAAGGACCAAAUGGAUCUUCAGGCAAGGCAUUUAAGGUACAUCUUCAGCUUUGGGACACUGCAGGACAAGAACGGUUCCGGAGCCUCACCACUGCAUUUUUCAGAGAUGCCAUGGGCUUCUUAUUAAUGUUUGACCUCACCAGUCAACAGAGCUUUUUGAAUGUCAGAAACUGGAUGAGCCAACUGCAAGCAAAUGCUUAUUGUGAGAACCCAGAUAUAGUAUUAAUUGGCAACAAGGCAGACCUGCCAGACCAGAGGGAAGUCAAUGAACGGCAAGCCCGGGAUUUGGCUGACAAAUACGGCAUACCAUAUUUUGAAACAAGUGCAGCAACUGGACAGAAUGUGGAGAAAGCUGUAGAAACUCUUCUGGACUUAAUAAUGAAGCGAAUGGAACAAUGUGUGGAGAAGACACAAGUUUCUGACACUGUCAAUGGUGGGAAUUCUGGAAAGCUUGAUGGGGAAAAGCGAGCAGAAAAGAAAUGUGCCUGCUAGACUCUACAUAGGAACUGAUAAUCAAGAACCCUACCCAAAUAUUACUUUUAAACACAACAGCAGACCACAAAAUUGUUGUCGAGUAGACCAUGCACAAUGAUAUAUCUUUGUUUUUCUGCUAGAAAUUUUAUUUUAAGAAACCAGAAUAGUCAACAGUGUCCAAAAGAAUUGACCAGUUAUCCUUGAGGCCCCUCCAAACAAGAUCAAAGAUUUCCUAAGGUGAUCUCACCAUCAUGGAUGUUCCACUUUUGUUUUUAAAUAAAGAAGAUGAGUACAUAAGAGAGUAAACAAGAGGAAAUAUCUGUGAGUUUUGCAGUAAGUUGGAACAAAAAUGACCUUGUCACAUUGGAGAAGAGGAUAGGCUACCAUAGGGAAAACACAACUUUUUUUUAAAGGUUGGAUUUAUUUCUUUUCUAGAAUCUGAUUAUUACUUUCAGAUUUGCAUUUGGGAAAACAUAUUUGCUGAAAUUGGAAACAUAAUGAAGAAUUCUAUGAGAUUUAUUAAGAAUGACAUACCUGUGUACACCCAAUAACUGUACUAAGAAUGAUAGAAUUACUAAUAAGGUCGUGAGUGGGUGAAUGUCACACUUGCACUAAAAUGUAGUACAUUGUGUAAUAAUGUCAUUUUUAUAUUCUUAAUAAAUGGCAUAUAGACAAGAACAGGACUGUGACUGACAAAGUACAAGAGAAAUGCCCUGGAGAGAAAAAUGAAGUAUGGGAACAUGGCAUUUGGACAGCUGAAAUUAAAUGUAUCUGUUACAGAUGUCUAGAAGAGUUACUUAGCCAAAUUUCAUUCAAGCCAAUUAGAUGCUGACAUUCUGAAUUGGGGCUAAGAGACUCUCCAAGGGUUUCCAUUUCAAACAAAAUUUUAGAAAUCAGUUUGGGUGGUGUUAGCUUUGCAUUUCAUUUUUUUUUUUUUUUUAGCAAAUGUUGAUAUUUGUCACAAAGAGAAAUUCACUGUUGCUGUUCACUGAAUAUCUCUUUUGAAAAUUCUGUCAAGAAAAAUUAUUUAGCCUCAUAAGUUGUUAAGAUGAAAAAUGCUAUUAAUAUGAAACAAAUAACAACUAUUAAUUAUGAAUUUUAUUUUAUUUAUAAAUGUGCUAGAAACCCUAACACAUUUCUUCUCCCCAAUCCAUACCCAUGCCUGGGUUUGAAUCAACCACAGAAAUACAGGCUUUUCACUUGGUAGAACAACAACUUGGUAAAACAAUAACAAUAAUGAUGGAUCAAUUCUAUGAUCACUCUGAUUUUUCAUGUCAUUAAUCAUAUAGAAUUAGUGAUACCUCAUUCUGUACUACACUAUGUUUUCAUUUUACCUAAGCCUUUCAUUGAACUAUGUUUGGGUGGGGAGGGAAAAUAUCAUAUCUCACCAAAAUUUUGAUCAAUUAUUUGAUCUUUCACAUAAAGCUACCUUUUCUUCUAAAAACCAUCACAUAUGCAUUUUCUAGUGGCCUUAUCUUACUGUUGUGUCUAAACUAAUAUGACAUUACUUUUUAUCUUAGUUUCUGAUACACACAAGCCAUACCAAUCAAAAUAUUAUUUAAACAUGUCAGUUUUAUCAAUAACAAAGGCAACAUAGUUCAAGUUAUCUCUUUUUAAUGAAUAUAUUAUUUUUGAUGUGGCAGUUCUUUUCCUAUAAAAUUUUUGCAAACUUAAUUUUUCUGUACUCAGUGCAUAUUUUUUAACUUAUAAAAAUGGGAAACCCUAAAAUUACAGUCCCCUCUUCAACCUCUCCCUAUAAUCUCCUUCUACCAUUGAGUCAGUUUCAGAAACACAGACAAAUCCAAAGGAGUAUCUGUUUAUAAUUCUUAGGAUGGAAUAGAUCCAGAAAUGUGUCAAGCAUCAGAACAAUUUGGAAGCUUUUAUGGGAUUAGUACCCAGAGAAAUUCUCAGUUAACUGCCCAGCUCCUCCGAUUUUUGUAACAACGUGCCAGCUUCGAAGAUCAGUGGUGGCUGGGUGUUCCAGUGGCAUUUCUUUAGGUAUGCUCUUGUGACCUCAAUGCCUGUGACAGGAAGACAGGAUGUGAUUAACUAACAUUUAUGUUGUUUCAUCUUAGAGCAAAUAGAAAAAUAUAACCAUUUCUGGGCAAAAUUUGGUGAACUUUUGUGGACUUUCUUUCAAGUUCUUCGUUGGACUCAGAUUGUGAUGUCCCUAGCAUUUCCAUAAUAGGGAAUGCUCAGGCUUUUAUAAAGCCCUCAAGGUAUUCUAUUUUGACAUGUCUUUUGCUUCUAUUUAUUUUCCAGCUAUAUGAUUGAUUUACUUAUGCCAAGAAUCUGUCAUUGUCAGUUAGUUAAUGAAUAUUUUUUCAGGGUUUACUUUAAAAUUGUUAGUUGAUAGCUGUAGCACAAAGCAGAUGAUGCCCAUGAUUAUGGAACUCUGCCUAUAAAAAUAACAGUUAUUGGGUAAAAAGAGAAGUCAUUUAAGAUAUCAUUCUAUUUAUAAAUAAAUGCUUGAUCUAAAAUGUAUUUGCCCUGUAAAACUUGACAUCUGACCCAAAAUUAUAUUUAACCAUUAUUAAAAAUUCUUUCUUUCAUUAUUUCAGGAUUCAUAGUUCUGUGUAAUUUGUUUUACAAUGCAAAUGUAUCUGGUGCCAUUUGUAUACUGACUGCUUUAAGGGAUUCCAUAUUCCCUCUGUCUCACAAAUGCAUGCAUUUUUAGUCAAGCUGUGUCCUGUUGCUGAUCAUCUCUCCAAUACUAUAGUAGAUCAUGUUGUAGGAAAUAUUUAAAAUGUAUGUGACACUCCUUUCUGUUAUAGGAACCAUUUCUAGAGUGUUUACACAGAUUUGAUGUUUACAUUGCUCUAACUCAGUGCCUCGGAUACCUCCGUGACCAAAUUUGUUUCCAACCAUAUAGCUCAUUUCCUCUGAUUGUAUAUUAUAGGAAGGACUCACAGAGACAUCAACACAGCUUAAGGUCUUAUAAAAUCUUCAGAAAAGGAUGCAAGGAUUUUAUUGGAAUCUAGAAGUUAUGACCAACUUUUCUUGAUCCCCUAACUAAUGGAGUGGGCAUUAUUGAGAAUUUUAACUGUGAUUAGUUACAAAGUUAACUUUUAAUGUAAAAAUGUGUCAGAAAUAGUCCAGAGAAUAUAAUGCUUGUCUUGGUCUGAUGGUAACAAGUCAUGGAUUUUCAGAGAAAAUGCUGAAUACUAGGAGUUGAGCUUGUCUUUCCGCAACAAUUUUAAAACUCAUGCCAGUUACACUCCAGCCAAUUUGCUGUCCUUUCCAUUUUAUCAUCUACUGCACUGCAAAAAAACCAAAACCAGCAUUUUCUAAAGUAAAUAUUUUAUCUUUUAUUUUUAAAGAGAUGGGCCAGUCUGUAUCAGUGGAUGUCUUUGUCAUGCUUCUACUAUAAAUUGUUCUUUGCCAAUCUGUACAAAUAGGUUAAACUGGACAAGAGUUUUAAUCAGGCUUCCCUUGUUCCUUUUGAUGACAGAGAAACUUACCACAGAGAAAGAUAUGACUACGUUAAAAAUUAACACAACAACCACAAUGUUCUUUAAGCUAUAAAUUUAGUCCACAGGGAGUCAAUAAGUUGUAGGAAGCCCAUAUAUCUUCUCACCAAUGGAGUGAGGGCAGCAGUUAGGUAGAGAAACACUAGGCAUCAUUUGUCAUCUGGAAACAUGUGUCCAUGAAACAAGAGCUCCAUUUAAAGUACACAUGGAACUGGUAUUUAAGCUAGUGGUUAAGACACCUGUUAGGAUGCCUACAUCCUGCUUUGCAGUAGCUGUGUUUUAUGCCUCUGCUCCUGACCCAGCUCCCUAGCUGUUGCAGGCAUUGGGGAGUGAAACAGAAGAUGAUUUCUCUCUCUCUCCCUCCCCCUCUCAUCUUUAUCUUUAUUGGCCUCUUAAAUAAAUAAAUGAAAAAAAAUUUUUGAAAAUGACACGUGUGCUGUCCUAGUUGUAUAUCACACCAUAAAUUUGAGGGAAAAUCCUCAUUUAUGAAGGAUUUUGAAAUCUUAAUAGGAACUCAAAGCAUAAAGAAAUAAUAUUUCAAUUCUCUAAUUUCCUAGUAUAUAUAAUAACUCUUUGAAAGGAAGAUCUAAGAGGUGAUGUGAGCCAAAGUUACAGUACAGCUGCCUUUAACCCUCUUCUGCCAAACAUUAAAGCAUUAGAAGCAUUAAAGCAUUAGAAGAAAUAAGUGUAGUUGAAUAUUUUAGAUAAAACUUUUAUCACUUUUUAAGAUACAAGAUGCUGUAAAUAUUUGAAAUGCUCAUUGUAAGGUAUAUUUUUUUUUAUUGAACUGUGAACAAGAUCAUGCAAGCUUAUUUCUGGGAAGAGUAUAAGUUCUGGAACAUGAAUGCAUAUAGACUAUUAUCUGAGUGUUGUCUUAAUGCUUAAAGCCAAGAUGCUGCUUGUCUCAUAGAGUGGAUACAAAAUCAUUGUUGGAUAUGUAAAGAUUUUGACAUAACUUAGCAUUCUUGGUUAUAGACCCAAUCACAAUGAUAUUGUUGGCAAAGAACUAUAGAUAAAUAAGAGUUUAAAAGUUAUCUAAAUUAUGCUUUUAAAUACAAAAGGAUAUGUAGAUGGCCAUACAUAUAUGAUUUUUAGGUAGAUUUUUAAAAGGUUUGGUAACAGUUUUUCUAACUAGAUCCAUGGCAAACAUUUAUUCAUUAUUUUUAUCCAUAGAGGUGUAGGCCCUUAGAACUAAGCUAAUAAAAACAAAUAUCAGAUACUUAAUUGUUAACAUCAGAAUUUGGGAUCUUGGAAACAUUUUGUUUAAUUACAUAUAAAUCCAAUUUUCUCAUAAAUUUUAUAUUUGAUUAAUUUUUCAAGAGCCCCAAAGACUCCUUUCUGUAGUAUUCUUUGUACCAACAAUCAGGUAUUUUUCCAACUUCAUUUGUGGAGAGAAUAUCACUAAUGAAAAGUAAUUGGCACCAAAAUAGUGAUACUAUAUAAAGGAGUAUCAUUUUGGGGAGGAAAAUACACAAAGGAAUCAUCAUUGGACUUAAUGGUUAGUGGUUUAAAUUUGAUUUGCUGGUACCUUCCCUUCCCAAGAGGUCCUAGGAGUUGUGACCAAUAACCCUAAUUGACUUAGUCUUUAAGAAUCAUUAGCAAAUUCUACAGGAGCCGGCACAUCUGAUCUUUACCUAUUGGAUCACUUAUUUAACCAGUGGCUGCUAUCCUUAUGUCUGUUGGCACAUCAAAAUAGUAUCUGGCUUAGCAAAUAAUGUAUGUAGGCUUAUCCCUACUCUGUCUCUAGGAGAUUUUUCUUUUCAAAUAUACUUUGAAAGAAAACGUACUGUCAUAAACAGAAAAGUCACCAGAAGGAACAAUUCAGGGUCCAUGGGACCUAAAUAGAUUAGUGACUUCUCAUGGAAUUUGUAAACCCUGUGUGUUCAUGGGAUUCAUGCCACAUUCAAAGGAGAAUCUGUAUAAGAAAGGGAUUUGUAAAUUAUGUUCCAUGCCAUAAAAACACUAUUAUCAUAAGCUGCGAGUGAAUAAAACCAUCACAGACAUCAUUUAAACCACUUAUUGAUUACAAAAGUAUCAGAACAGGGACAGCACACUUAUUUUAGUACAGGUGUUAGAAACUACAAUUGGACAGUCACCUUGAUGUCAUUGUAUUUGAUUGAAAAUGUUUAAUAUAUCUUGUUAUUGGAAAAAUUUUGAGUUCUAUUUCAAUUUGUAUGUAUCUUGUACUUUUUAAAGGAAACCAAUUUCAUUCUAGAUAGUACAUUAUAACCCAGUAAAAAUCCUCCUUGUGCAAAUAGGGCUUUGUGUCCAUAGCCUUGUAAAAGACACUAAUUAUAUCUGAAAUUAUUUUUAAAAAUAAUCCUGCUUUCACUGAUAUGUUAAAAGCAGACAGCAUUCUAACAUAACACUGAAGUGUUUCACUGUACCCCAACAGUGUACCUUUAAGUAAUAUUGUCCUCAUUUUUAAGCCAAGCAUGUUUUGUCUAGUGCUAUUAAUGUAAUUUAAGACUUUUAAACAUGGAAUUUUUAUUCUAUAUGCCCCUGAAUAAACUGUGGUUCCUGACAAAUACUGUUAGGUAAUUAUUUUGUUGUACCAAAGUUCUAAUGACUACAGAAAUAAUAGCAUCCAAUGAUUUUGUGGUGUAUGGGUUUGAAUAUUAUGGUUGAGAACUGUAUUCAGUGAUUGUUUCUUGCACACUUUUCAAAUAAA
Molecule: messenger RNA, 7016 nt
Organism: Lepus europaeus (European hare)
Lineage: Eukaryota; Metazoa; Chordata; Mammalia; Lagomorpha; Leporidae
Gene: RAB27B
Product: RAB27B, member RAS oncogene family
Exons: 6
Coding region: 237-893 (218 amino acids)
Biological process (GO): positive regulation of exocytosis; melanosome transport
Cellular component (GO): secretory granule; melanosome
Molecular function (GO): GTP binding; GTPase activity
Source: RefSeq, a predicted model, not a curated record